AAUAUCGAGCGCCCAGAUGACGGGGCUGGUGGGGGAGAGCGUGUUGCUGCCCUGCGACAUCAACCGCCAAGCCUGCCUGGAGAUCCACACCCUCAAGUGGUACAAGGGCGAGAACAGGGUCUUCAUCUUCUCCGAGGAAGCCGCGGUGGAGAGGACGGAGGGUUCACUCUUGAGCAGGACGGACUUCUUCUACGAGGCCAACAAGUCGGAAACCCACCUCCAAAUCUUCCCUCUCAGGACCAGCGAUGAGGGGAUGUACAGGUGUGAUCUCACGGCCUAUAACAUGACCCAGGGUUGCGUCAUGGUGCAGUUCAUCAAUCUCACCAUGCAAGCCAUCCCGAAAUAUCCUGAGUUAUCCUUCGAAGAUGGCUCACCGAUAGAAAACGGGACGCAGGUGGGGCCCUUCGACGAGGGGACGGUGCUGAUCCUGGUUUGCGAGGCGGCGGGGGGCAAGCCAGUGGCGCAGGUCAACUGGUACAACGGGACCCAGCUACUUGAAGGGAAAUACACAACCACCAUGGACCAGGACGGGAUAGGGACUGGCAAAAACACUCUCCGCCUCCCCUUGACCCGAGCUGACCUGGGAGCGACCUUGACCUGCGAGGUGAUGAAUGACGCCAUGGACCACCCCGUCACCUCCUCCGUCACCGUGUUUGUUAAUGUUCCCCCCCAGAGCGUCGUGGUGCAGGGGGCCGAGUCUUCGCUGCACGAGGGAGACACGGUGACGCUGGACUGCAUCGUUAGAGGCGCGCGACCCGCCGCCUCCGUCAGGUGGCUCAAUGGCUCGCGGGAGGUCCAAACGCCCGUCAAUGUGGAGGCGGAGGAUGUGGAGCUGAUGACCAUCGACUACACGUACGAGACCAAGAGCCGCCUGCAGUUCGAGGUGACCCGCUUCGAGAACGACAGAACCUUCACGUGCGAGGCCAACAAUGUGGUGCUGGAGAACAGGAAGCAAGAACCCAUGAGGCGAGAAGUGGUGCUGGAUGUUCUUUACGCGCCCAUCGUGAGGGUGAGCCCCGAGAACUUCACGGUGAAGGAGACGAUGGAUGUGCUAAUCUUCUGCGAGUACAGCGCCAACCCCCCGAAGCUCACGCACGUUAAUUGGUAUCAGGAUCACCGCCAAGUCGAUGUCGCCGGGCAACCUGACAAGUACGGGAAUGGGAACGUGGAACACCCGAUGCUGCUCAUCAAGAAUAGCUCGGCCUCGGACAUGGGGGAGUACACGUGCCGGGUCUCCAACGACGUGGGCGCCUCUCUCGUGCUCAAUUCGGCCUUCGUCAGCGUCCUGUAUCGGCCACAGGUACAGGUGUUGAUGGACCCGAUGGAGCCCGUGUCGGAGGAGGACAGACGGAACGUGACCCUCAUCUGUGACAUCGUGAAGGCCAACCCCGAGGACCUGGAGAGGGUCCGAUGGUACCUGGACGGCGAGCUGCUCAAGGAGUUGCCGGAGUGUGAUGGGAACACGUCACUCUACACCUCGAACUCGGAGCUCUGCGACAUCGACCCGGCGCGGCUGCUUCUCGAGAACGUCUUCAAGGACUUCCACGGCAACUACUCCUGCGAGGGGAUGAACGAGGCGGGCUGGGGCUUGCGCUCUAGUGACGUGGAGCUGGUUGUCCACUACCCGCCCGGCCCAGCGACCAUCACCUACGACCCGCCGAUGGUGAUAAAGGGCCAAUCACUCGAGCUCACCUGCAAUAUCGAGGAUCCCGGACGUCCCGCUGCCAACACCUUCCUGUGGUACCGCGGAAGCCACCUGGUGCCGGACGAGACCUCCCCCUCCUGGACCAUCAACUCGGUGUCGCUGGAGACUGAGGACAAUUUUACGUGUGUGCCUGUCAACAUGGAGGGCAAGGGGGACCAGGCCACGGCGGACAUUGACGUGCUGGCCGCCCCCUUCUUCAUCGACCGCCUUCCGCCUUACUACGGGGCACUCAUGAGCUCGGAGCGGGUCUCGUUAGCCUGCCGCGUCGAGUGCUCUCCCCUCUGCUCCAUCUCGUGGCUCAAGAACGGCCAGCCUCUGCGGAACGACACCCAUUACACCAUCACCAGCAGGGUCGUUCCUCCUGACCCCUCCUCCGGUGACUUGGAGAGCGUCAGGUCGGAGCUCACCUGGCUAAUGGACAUGUGGCCGGACGGUGUGCUGGACAGGGAGAGAGACAACGCCAUCUACAAUUGCACCUCGACCUCCAACCUUGCGGGCCCCGGCGACUCCUCGAAAACGAUCUUCAGGGUGGAGUACCCGCCGGAGGAGAUCGUGGUAUCGGAGAUCUACGUGCCGGUGGUGGAGGGCGAGGUGCCUCCGAAGGUGAACUGCAACGCCUCGAGCUACCCCGACCCGCGAUACGUCUGGCAGCACGGCGGGCAGGCGGUGUCCAACGGGCCCAUGCUCAAUAUGGACUUCCCCAUCAAGAGGAGUCAGGCCGGAGUCUACCAGUGCAUCGCCAAGAAUAAACACGGCGAGAUGAAGGCCUCUACCACCGUCGACGUGCUGUUCAAGCCGGAGUGCAAGAUUGACCGCGAGGACGGCGGGAGCGGCGAGGACGCACACAUCCUGCUGAUCUGCCGCGCCGCCGCCAACCCCGAGGACGUGGACUUCAGAUGGCGACUCCUAAACGAGACACUGACGCGGGACAUCACUUCGGAAGGCCUCGAGUCGCGCCUCCGCCUUCCAGCCACCUCGGAGUCGCUCGGGACCUACUACUGCUACGUCAACAACACGCUCGGGGAGUCCAUACCUUGCGAGAUCGAUGUUACAGGUGUCGCUGGCAUCAUAGAAAAACUGGGAGACGACAACAUCAUCGUCAUCUCCGCCAUCGUCGCUGCCGUCAUCGUCCUCGUCAUCAUCAUCUGCGUGGUCAUCAUCGUCAUCUGCCGCCGACAGAGACAAGCUGGAAAAUACAACGGUACCAACAACAUGCAGGCGAGAGAAAACCCCGAAGGGACCUCGCCCCGCCCCGACCCCUUCUCCCCCGCCACUGUCCAACCUGUGCACAAGUGGCCGCUUCGCCCCGGCGUCCACGUGCACGUCAACUCACUCACUAGCCUGACUGACGACUGCAAGCCCCUCCACAACAAUAACACCGUGACCACCCUCUCCCCGCCCUCCUCCGCCGCCCCGCCCCCGCCCCCGCCUCACUCCCUGCCUCCACACCACCUCAACCACCACAGCAACCCAUACCAUCAGCAGCAGCAGCAGAAACAGUACACCAUGGCAAACAACCACACUAACCAUAAGAGCAAUUCCCACCACGUCAACGCCAAGUACACGCACCCCCUCCAGCCACACCAACAGUACCCAACCCUCGACACCAAAAGAGGCUCGUCCAGCUUACGGAAGUUCAAAUCCCACAACUCACAGACGCUUCCUCGCCAAACCUCCGCAGACCCACUCCCCAAGCGCGAGGACAGAAGCCCCUCCUCCCUCUCCCACUCCCCCAACCCCCACCCCCACUCCCACAGCCCCGCGACUAACACUAACAAAAGCAAAAACAAAGCUAAAAGUUGUGACCUUGACGCAAACUUUCUCACUGGGAACUCAGUCGUGGUUCAGAGCAAGACAGACAGCAACGAGACCUCCACCACGGGACGGAAACGAAAAAAACCGGGCCAAGAUCCUGAAGGCAGUAAGCCGCCCCCCACUGGACACAAGGAUAACGGGGUUCCCUCUUCACCCGACGAUGACGCUAACAAACAGACCUUCUACGAGAACUUACCCUUCCACGGGAUGCAGCCGCCGCCCAACAAGGACGCCCAGGACGCCACAGGCACCGCCGGCACCGCCCUUGGCAGCCGCCCGCCCAGCCAGCUGAGCCAGCAGGCCUCCUCGGGCUACGGCUCAACCCGCAGCAGGAAAGAUGACGUCACACACAGCCAGCCCAAGGCGGAGGACAGCUCAAAGGUGACCGGGGGGCAGGGCAGCAGCCCCCGGGGGGACGCCUCCAGCACGGGCGUGCGCCGCCAAAACUCUGAGUCGUACGGGUCCAUGAGGAGCACGACGGGGCGGCCAAAGGGGCCACUGGCCAGGACGGCGGCCUACCUGUCCAUGCGUCUGCCCGGCGCCAAGAAGCGGGCCAGGGCCAAGGCUGACGAGGACAGUCACCAGAUGAUCGAGGCUCAGCCCGCGGCCAGAGCCGUGCCCAAUCGAGCGGGUCAGGGCCCAGGCCAGACCCAGCAGCCAAGUGUACUGCCGCAGACCACACAGUUCACCUCGGAGACUCGACACACCGUCACCUCGCGGCCAGACCUCAACACCGUCACCGUGGAGGCCAGUCAGACCUCGCGGCUGACGGUGCUGCCGCCGCCCCACGCCGCGGAGGCCAACAACAACUCCAUAUACUAUGACGGCGGCCCCCGCCACGCCGCGCCCCACGGCGCCGCCCCCGAGUACUCCUCCGACCCGCGGGUCUACGACCCCUCGGCCGGCGGCUUGCCCGUGCCGGCGCCGCGGAACGGGACCGGCGGCCGCCCGCGGCACACCUACCAGAACCUGCCCCCGCCCGUGGCCGGCGCUCAGGGCGGCGCGGGCCUGCAGCAGGCGUCCCCGCACCCCCCGCCCCAGCCUGUAGUGUGUGAGAACCGAAAGACAGGCAGCUACGGAUCAGCUCAGAAUCCUACGCCUAGCUCCUCCUCCUCUUCCUCCUCCCCCUCCUCCAGCCAGUACCCGUCCCAGUACCCCUCCCAGUACCCGCCUCAGUACCAAAGAAACCCCUCCCUCUACAAGCAGUACCCGUCAUCCACCUCGCUGAAGGAGACUCAUCCUCCGGCGCCGUACACAAAGUCAUCCUCUCGCCAGUCAUUCUCGUCCUCCACGUAUCCUCAUAGACCGGAGAGCCAAUCACAUCCUGCCACGUCAUCAUACCCAACCAGCACCAGCCAUUCACACAGCGCCACGUCAUACCCCAACACCCAAUCACACACCUCCACGUCAUACCCCAACACCCAAUCGCAUCCAUACCCUCAGCCUGUCAAUAGCCAAUCACACAUGCCCAAAUACCCGCCUGGCGUCGUGUAUGCGGAUCUCGCUGUGUCUCGUAAUGGUCAGCCAAACCACUACAGACGAGACUUGAACACUGAGUACGCCAUCCUACAGUUUAAUGGGCCUGUUGUGGGCCAAGAAAUCGACGUCUGAAAGCCCUUCCUGACCAGCUUGGGCGGAGGGGACAUGGAGUACGCUGACGUUGACUACUCCACCUAUAACUACGGCCCCAUCCCCUACAAGGCAGCCUCCGUCUCCAAGGCAGAGGAGAAGAAGGCCGAGCAGGAGGCCGAGAUGAAGGGCG
This is a messenger RNA of Eriocheir sinensis (Chinese mitten crab), 5282 nucleotides long. RefSeq names its product hemicentin-1-like. The transcript is spliced from 25 exons. Gene Ontology annotation, molecular function: cell adhesion molecule binding. The record is from RefSeq and is a predicted model, not a curated record. NCBI's taxonomy places the organism in Eukaryota, Metazoa, Arthropoda, Malacostraca, Decapoda, Varunidae. Bases 17 to 5131 code for a protein of 1704 amino acids. Gene Ontology annotation, cellular component: cell-cell junction. Gene Ontology annotation, biological process: cell-cell adhesion.